UAAAGAUUGAAAAUUUGGAGCUUGUUCUGCACAUAUUUUUCCCUCUUCAAUAAUUGUCAAAGCAAAAUCUCGAGUAUCCCUACUGCAAUAAGACACUUUCACACUGCUCUAUCAACAGAGAAAUCAAGAAAAUGAUGGAUUGUGGCAAGAAAGAGGAAGCAGGUCCAUCUCAUGGCGGUGUUACUUGGGAUAAGAGGAAGGAGGAAGAAGAUGGAGAAAGUGAAGAAGAUGACCAUCAUCAAGAUCCUUCUGCUGCUGCAACAAGUUUUAUUCCUGGUCCUCUUCUUUCUCUUAAAGAUCAAAUUGAAAAGGACAAGGAGGAUGAGAGCUUGAGGAGGUGGAAAGAAAAGCUGCUUGGUUGUCUGGAAAGCGACUUAGAUGGGCAAAUGGAACCUGAAGUUAAGUUCCACUCAGUUGGAAUCCUUUCCUCUGACUUUGGGGAGAUUAAUACUCCAUUACCUAUCAAAGAAGAACAAAGCAAUUAUGUCCUCUUUACGCUCAGGGAGGGCUCUGAGUAUCGGCUUAAGCUAACAUUUAGUGUUCUACACAACAUUGUGUCUGGUUUGGCCUACACAAAUAUAGUAUGGAAGGCUGGUCUUCAAGUUGAUCAAAGUAAGGGAAUGCUUGGCACCUUUGCUCCUCAUCGAGAACCCUACAUACAUAUGCUAGAAGAGGAGACCACUCCAUCAGGUGCACUUGCAAGAGGAACAUAUACAGCUAAACUUAAGUUCAUGGAUGAUGAUAAAAGAUGUCAUUUGGAGCUCAACUAUUCAUUUGAAAUCAGCAAGGCUAGGUAGCCAAGGUAUCCCUGCAGCUAUUUCUGGCCUUCUUGGAAACUGGAUAUUCGACUGAAUUCGUAGUGUCUUUGGAUUGUGCCCUCGUUUACUGGAUCCAGCACAUACAUAGCAAUAGCUUUAGCAAAUAUGAUUUACUUUUACAGUUGAUCUCUUGAUGCCUUGUAUGAAAUUUGGCUGUUUUUCAUGUUACUGCAACAAAAUCCUUUAUUUCACAUUGCUAAAGCCUUUUUUCCUUGUGCAUGCCAGACCGCGCAUUACAAAUUAACACUGAAUGCACCUGUUAUGAUCCUUUUUUUUUCCUUU
Molecule: messenger RNA, 1100 nt
Organism: Solanum lycopersicum (tomato)
Lineage: Eukaryota; Viridiplantae; Streptophyta; Magnoliopsida; Solanales; Solanaceae
Product: rho GDP-dissociation inhibitor 1
Biological process (GO): Rho protein signal transduction
Cellular component (GO): cytosol; membrane; cytoplasm
Molecular function (GO): protein binding; Rho GDP-dissociation inhibitor activity
Source: RefSeq, a predicted model, not a curated record